[Torrubiella] hemipterigena is the source of this 1164-nucleotide messenger RNA. The record is from the annotation of a GenBank genome assembly. NCBI's taxonomy places the organism in Eukaryota, Fungi, Ascomycota, Sordariomycetes, Hypocreales, Clavicipitaceae.
AUGUCUCGUAUCCUCCGUCCUGCUACUCGCCUCGCCGCGGCCUCCAAGGCUGCUUCGACGCUUCAGACCAAGCUUGCUACUCCCACCAUUGCUCAGUCUGCUCGCGCCCUCGCUGCCCGUCCCGUCUACUUUGGCGCCAAUCACACCCGCUCUUACGCUGACGGCAAGGGCGUCAAGGAGUACACUGUCCGUGAUGCCUUGAACGAAGCUCUGGCCGAAGAGCUCGAGCUCAACCCCAAGGUCUUCAUCCUUGGUGAGGAAGUUGCUCAGUACAACGGUGCUUACAAGGUCACCAAGGGCCUCCUGGACCGCUUCGGCGAGAAGAGAGUCAUUGAUACCCCCAUCACCGAGUCUGGUUUCUGUGGUCUUGCUGUUGGUGCUGCCCUCAGUGGCCUUCACCCUGUCUGCGAGUUCAUGACCUUCAACUUCGCCAUGCAGGCCAUCGAUCAGAUCGUCAACUCCGCCGCCAAGACCCUUUACAUGUCCGGUGGUAUCCAGCCCUGCAACAUUACCUUCCGUGGCCCUAACGGUUUCGCCGCUGGUGUCGGUGCCCAGCACUCCCAGGACUACUCUGCCUGGUACGGCAGCAUUCCCGGCCUCAAGGUCGUCAGCCCCUGGUCUGCUGAGGAUGCCAAGGGUCUCCUCAAGGCCGCUAUCCGCGACCCCAACCCCGUCGUCGUCCUCGAGAACGAGCUGAUGUACGGCCAGCACUUCCCCAUGUCUGAGGCUGCCCAGAAGGACGACUUCGUCAUCCCCUUCGGCAAGGCCAAGAUUGAGCGCUCUGGCAAGGACCUGACCAUCGUCACACUCUCUCGCUGCGUCGGCCAGUCCCUUACUGCUGCCGAGAACCUCAAGCAGAAGUACGGUGUUGACGUUGAGGUUAUUAACCUGCGUUCCAUCAAGCCCCUCGAUCUCGACACCAUUGUUGCCUCCGUCAAGAAGACCGGUCGUCUCCUGUCCGUCGAGUCUGGCUUCCCCGCUUUCGGUGUCGGUUCCGAGAUCCUCGCCCUCACCAUGGAGUACGCCUUCGACUACCUCCACGGCCCUGCCCAGCGUGUCACCGGCGCUGAGGUUCCUACCCCUUACGCCCAGAAGCUUGAGGAGAUGAGCUUCCCUACCGAGCAGCUCAUUGAGGACUGGGCCGUCAAGAUGCUCCGCCUGUAA